Molecule: messenger RNA, 1161 nt
Organism: Fusarium venenatum
Lineage: Eukaryota; Fungi; Ascomycota; Sordariomycetes; Hypocreales; Nectriaceae
Source: RefSeq, a predicted model, not a curated record
AUGGCCUCCAGCACCUCCCUUGAGGCCGCCUUUGGCACCACCACCAACGCCAGCGCCAGCACCAAGGUGACCUUCAGCUCCUCCACCAACACCGGCGCCAGCUCCAAUCUUACCGCCGACGCCAGCACCAGCAUCGACACCAGCACCAGCUCCAAUCUUGCCACCAAUGCCAGCUCCAGCUCCAACACCGGCUCCAGCUCCGAUCUUUCCACCAGCGCCUCCUCCAACACCAGCACCAGCAUCAACGCCAGCACCAGCACCGAGAUGACCUUCAGCUCCUCCACCUACACCAGCGCCGGCGCCAAUCUUGCCUCCGGCACCUCCUCCAACACCAGCACCAGCACCAGCAUCAACGCCAGCGCCAGCACCGAUCUUGCCUCCAGCACCUCCGCCAACACCGGCGCCGGCACCCAGGCCGGCACCAGCGCCGAGAUGACCUUCAGCUCCUCCACCUACACCAGCACCAGCUCCAAUCUUGCCACCAAUGCCAGCUCCAGCUCCAACACCGGCUCCAGCUCCGAUCUUUCCACCAGCGCCUCCUCCAACACCAGCACCAGCAUCAACGCCAGCACCAGCACCGAGAUGACCUUCAGCUCCUCCACCUACACCAGCGCCGGCGCCAAUCUUGCCUCCGGCACCUCCUCCAACACCAGCACCAGCACCAGCAUCAACGCCAGCGCCAGCACCGAUCUUGCCUCCAGCACCUCCGCCAACACCGGCGCCGGCACCCAGGCCGGCACCAGCGCCGAGAUGACCUUCAGCUCCUCCACCUACACCAGCACCAGCUCCAAUCUUGCCACCAAUGCCAGCUCCAGCUCCAACACCGGCUCCAGCUCCGAUCUUUCCACCAGCGCCUCCUCCAACACCAGCACCAGCAUCAACGCCAGCACCAGCACCGAGAUGACCUUCAGCUCCUCCACCUACACCGGCGCCAGCACCGAUCUUGCCUCCAGCUCCUCCGCCGACACCAGCACCAGCACCCAGGCCAGCACCAGCUCCGACUCCAGCACCAGCGUCAAGACCGGCACCAGCUCCAAGGUGGCCUCCAACGCCACCAGAAGCACCGCCGCCGCCUCCAAAGAAAGUGGGAGUAGCUUCGCCCAGCGAAGCAAUAGCUCCCAGAGUUGGGAGGAUUCCAGUUCGAGCGAGUGUGCAAUAUAA